CAAAUAAAUUUAUUAUAUUUUUUAGACCACAAUAGAGAUGACAAAAGAUUAUGACUACCUAUUGAAGGUUCUUCUGGUUGGAGAUAGUGAUGUUGGCAAGCACGAAAUAUUAUCUUGUCUUGAAGAUGCAUCGUCCGACAGCCCGUUCUGCAGUGGAAACGGUAAUUGGAUUGACAAAUUAAACGAUAAAAUUUUGAACAAUCUGAAACUUUUAGCUUAUAAAACCACAACUAUUCUUCUGGAGGGCAAGCGUGUUAAAUUGCAAAUAUGGGAUACUUCUGGACAAGGCCGAUUUUGUACAAUCAUAAGAUCAUAUUCUAGAGGUGCACAAGGAAUUAUAUUAGUUUAUGACAUUACGAAUAAAUGGAGUUUCGACGGGAUUGGCCGCUGGUUAAAGGAGGUAGAAGAGCACGCUCCAGGCAUUCCAAAAAUAUUAGUUGGUAACCGACUACAUCUUGCCUUUAAAAGACAAGUCCUUGCUAAAAAUGCUGAGCUUUAUGCUUCUCGAAACAAUAUGUCGUGCUUUGAAAUAUCUCCUCUUUGUGAUUUUAACAUCCGAGAAUCUUUUUGUGAACUUGCCCGAAUGGCCCUGCAUAGGAAUGGCAUGGAACGGAUCUGGCGAAAUAAUAAAGUUUUGUCUUUACAGGAGCUAUGUUGCCGAACAGUUGUUAGAUGCACGAGUGUAUAUGCGAUUGAUUCUUUAACUUUGCCAGCAUCAGUGAAAUCUACUCUAAAGUCCUACGCACUUACGACGUCCCAGAGCAUUCAAAAUAUAAAUUAUGGUUCCAGAUUAAAAUAUCAGUGUAAAUACUCAUUGACUAAUAAUCGAAACAGUUGUACUAUUUCAUGAUUAAAUACGUCGUUACAUAUAAGUGAUUAAAGUUGUUAUUUGCCGUAGAAAUGUAUGUAUUAUGUAUUUUUGAAGAGCAUUAAGUUUUGUUAAUGUACCAAUUAUUUGAAUAAUGCGUUUGUCUUCUUAAUAAAUUGAUCUUACUAUAUAUACGAUUAUAAA
Messenger RNA from Rhagoletis zephyria (snowberry fruit fly), 1012 nucleotides. RefSeq names its product RAS oncogene family member Rab40 (gene Rab40). Gene Ontology annotation, molecular function: GTPase activity; GTP binding. The record is from RefSeq and is a predicted model, not a curated record. Gene Ontology annotation, biological process: intracellular signal transduction. NCBI's taxonomy places the organism in Eukaryota, Metazoa, Arthropoda, Insecta, Diptera, Tephritidae.